This is a messenger RNA of Sarcophilus harrisii (Tasmanian devil), 1444 nucleotides long. RefSeq names its product sulfotransferase 1C4. The transcript has 8 exons. Gene Ontology annotation, biological process: sulfation. Gene Ontology annotation, molecular function: sulfotransferase activity. Gene Ontology annotation, cellular component: cytoplasm. Bases 335 to 1243 code for a protein of 302 amino acids. The record is from RefSeq and is a predicted model, not a curated record. Lineage: Eukaryota; Metazoa; Chordata; Mammalia; Dasyuromorphia; Dasyuridae.
UAUAAGUAGCAUACACUAGUAGAGAGACACAUUUGGGAAACACAUAGCCAAGUUGAGUGAUCCCUCUGAAGUUGCAUGGAAUCUUUUCUGUUUUCACAUUGCUUCCCCUGGGUGCAGUGUCUCUGCUGAGCAAAUAGUUCCACAGGGCUCCUUAACCAUUUAACUGCACUCUAUGUCUCCACAUCAAUGGUGGGCGAGAAAGAAAAAAAGAAAAAUCCUCUUCUUUCCCUCCUCCUAGCAGAUAAAUUCAAAAGGUGACUGUUACUCCAGCUGAUAAAUUGCAGAUAAAUUGGUAUUGUCUGUGUAGCAAACAGCAUUUUGAAUUCUAACCCUAAUGACUUUAAAAGAAAUGAAGUCAUUGAACCUAAAAAGAAACGAACGAAUGGACGUUGAUUACAUAAAGGGAAUUCUUCAACCUACACCCACUUGUGCCAUCUGGGAUAAAAUCUGGAACUUUCAAGCCAAGUCAGAUGAUCUUCUUAUUUCUACCUAUCCCAAAGCAGGGACAACUUGGACCCAGGAGAUAGUAGAUAUGAUACAAAAUGAUGGCAAUAUAGAGAAAUGUAAAAGAGCUCCUACUCAUCUCCGGUUUCCUUUUAUUGAAUGGAGAAUUUCAUCAAAAGACUGUGGAUUGGAUCAAGCUAAUGCAAUGCCAUCACCACGCACACUGAAAACUCACCUUCCCAUCCAACUAUUGCCACCAUCGUUCUUGGAGAAGGGCUGUAAGAUAAUCUAUGUCGCAAGAAAUGCCAAGGACAACUUGGUAUCAUAUUAUCAUUUCCAAAAGAUGAAUGCAGCACUUCCUGAUCCAGGAACCUGGAAGGAAUAUUUUGAAGAUUUCCUAGAUGGAAAAGUGUGCUGGGGUUCCUGGUAUGAUCAUGUGAAAGGAUGGUGGGAUGCAAAAGACAAAUAUCCCAUUCUCUACCUCUUUUAUGAGGACAUGAAGAAGCACCCAAAGUGUGAAAUUAGAAAAAUAAUGGAAUUCAUGGGAAAAAACCUAGAUGAAGAUGUUCUAGAUAAAAUCAUGCAUCAUACUUCUUUUGACAUAAUGAAAAAGAAUCCAAUGGCAAACUAUACAACAAUUUCUGAGGAAAUUAUGGACCAAUCUGUUUCCCCAUUUAUGAGAAAAGGGGCUGUAGGAGACUGGAAGAAUCACUUCACAGUGGCCCAGAAUGAGAGAUUUGAUGAAGACUACAAGAAAAAAAUGAUGAAUACCAGUCUGACUUUCUGCUCUAAUCUCUAAGAAGAAAUCAGGAGGAAUCCAAAUUUAUGAAAAUCUUAUCUGCAAAUGCUAUUUAAUUACCCUGUCAUUUAUAAUAGCACCCAUCUCAAGUGCUUUGCAAAUCUUAAAGUGCUAUAUAAGUGCUAACCAAUGUCAUUAUUUUCAAUUUGUUUAGUCAUCAUCAUUCUGUUAAAUAAAGGGAUUAUAUUUUCUUUUCAUUUA